Perca flavescens (yellow perch) is the source of this 1658-nucleotide messenger RNA. RefSeq lists its product as uncharacterized. The transcript is spliced from 11 exons. Gene Ontology annotation, molecular function: NAD+ poly-ADP-ribosyltransferase activity; zinc ion binding. Bases 175 to 1221 code for a protein of 348 amino acids. NCBI's taxonomy places the organism in Eukaryota, Metazoa, Chordata, Actinopteri, Perciformes, Percidae. Gene Ontology annotation, cellular component: nucleus. The record is from RefSeq and is a predicted model, not a curated record.
UCCCCUGAACCGAAAGUCAAAGUCGAGUUUAUUGUAAAAUGAAACCUUUAGAUCGGUUUCUGAGUAAGAGAGAUUAAAUUGCAUCUAAUGGAGCUAUAACGUUUAUGUUUAUAUUUAUAUAUACGUUUGUUUAAUCUGCCUUUUUGUUGUUUUAACCGUGUAUUUCCUCCCAGCAUGGAACAGGAUGAGGUUCGCUACAGGCAGGAGACUCCAGUCAAUGGGAAACAUUUUGAGUGGAAGCUGUCAAAUGGACAUCAGUGGAUGCCAAUUGAAAACGACCACGUCAUCGAGACCCACUACUGCCAACCUGGAGCUAAAGGAAUCACCAUCAACUUUGGUGAUAGGCAGGUGUUCAUAGACUUUGAUCAGUUACAGACUCUGACUGCAGGUCUGAAGGUGCAGAGACUAAUCUUCCUACCUCAGGGCCAGACUGAGGAUGUAGGCUGGUACUUCAGAGAUGACCAGCUGUGGCGUGAAUAUGGGUCCCAGAGCUCCAGUAUGCUGUCUUCCUCAAUCAGCAGUGGAGAUGUCGAGCGUCAGUUCACGCUAAACCCUCGAGGAACCUUCAUCUUCACGGUGGGCUCGACGCGCUACUCACUCGACUUCUCCACCAUGACCCAAACAAACAGCAUCACAGGCCUGGGCAGGAAAGUACGAAGGCGUCCUAAAUUCACUUUCAAGGCAGGGAGCCUUUACGCCACAUCAGCUUUCCCCACUGCUCCCUCCUCCCAGCUCACUGAUGGAGGCUACAAGUGGGAGUUCAUGGGAGACGGGGAGAAAUGGACAGAAUACAAAGCACAUAUAUGUUCAUUUGACAGCACUGCCAUUGAGACACAAUACCAGCUGAAUCCACAGGGCCAGCUACACUUCAAGAUCAAGAGAUACUCAUACACCCUGGAUUUUUCAGGAAUGUGUCAAGUCAAUGACAAUAUCGGGACUACAAGAGCAGUGAGGAGGACUGCUGAUGAUGGGAGACAACAGAACAGCAGUCCGGGCACAUGGCCACGAUGGCAGUUUCAAGAUAUUGGUGGAAUUUGGAAAGACUUUUCCAAAGGAAGAAGCAUAUCCAGUCAGGACAUCGAGCUAAAGUACCAACAGAACCCGUUAGGAUCCAUAAUGUUUACAACCAAGAAAUUUAGCUACGAGCUAAACUUCUCAGCCAUGACUCAGAGGAACCUGUCCACGAACACCACCAGAUCAGUGCGGCGACUUAACCAGUGACUGUGGGAUGACAACACAUUUGGAGGUUGGAGGUUAACUUAAUGUUGACCCUCGCAGUUACCUCACUGCCCGCCUCAGGUUGUCUCUCAUAUAUUGGAAUGAUUCAGUAUUGUUCUUCACAAGCUGCCUCUGUCUCUGCUGAUUGGAUGACCUUACACAACAAAACAUGACAUGAGACAUUUAACAGAAGGUGUGAGGGAUUAUUUAUAUUUAUUCAUUCUUUUAGGUUUACCUUUUUACAGGAUACGUCUCUUGUUCUGAAGUGUGUUUUCCUGUACCAUUGCUUGCUGUGAUUUGGCUUGGGUUAGGUUAUAGUUAGGCAUCAUAAAGAUAACUGGUUGUGGUAAAAUUGGGUUGAGGUUAAACUGCGCCAAUUUUACACUGUUGUAUAAAGCCUUUCGUGGCUCCAGACAGUGUGUGUGUGUAUAUGUAUGUAU